AGAGGCAACCGGUCGGUCAGGCGAACAGCAACUGGCCAGCUCUCAAAGGGGAAGUGUAUAUAAAAGAGCGAAGUCAAAGCUCAUAAAAUUGACACUCAGUUUGUGAAAAUGACGGAUACGAAAACAACAAGUGAUAAGUGAUAAAAUAAAAAUAGUGCCAAGUGUAAGUGCCAGUGCGUAGCAAACAAGUAAAUCAAUUGAUUUUUGUGAAUUGCAAUUAGAUACUGCCAGAAUAAGUGGGAGGUUUUCCAGAAUGCCAUUGCUGCCGACCAUCGAGGAGGAGGGUAAACUGCCCUGGCUACGACUUAUGUGGCGCUAUCGCCUGCAAUUUCAGUCCAUGACCGCGGCUUCGCUAGUGUUUGUGGGCAGCGGAAUGCGACUGGCCUGGUCGAUAUUUGAUACGCCCGCGGGCAAAUAUCUGAACAACUACAGUACACACAAUCUGAUGAUGAGCUGGUUUAUUGGUGCCGCUGUCGGUGCUCUGCUGGCGUCGUGUUUUGUGCAGCGCGUUACCAAAAACGUGGCCUACACCUCCAGUGGAUUUCUAUUGCUUGUGGCUGGUAUAUUAAAUCUGGUGCUGCCGAGUCACUUCACCACCGCCUGCUACAGCAGUGUGAGCGUCGGCGCUGCCUAUGGAUUGACCCAGGUGCAGGCACUGGUUACCGGCUCCGAGAUGGCCCACAAGUCUAUACGCGGCAUGCUGCUCAGCUGUGAGAGAAUAUUUCUCUGGCUGGGCGUUUGCAUUCAGGUCUUCUAUGCGCGUGUCUGGUACACCGUGGAGCGAGGACACACCAUGCACAUAGACCAGCUGCAUGGCAUCUUGCUGGCCGCCUUGGGCGUGGCGGCGGUCAUUCUGUCUCUGUCGUAUCGCCUGGAAUCGCCGCUGUUGCUGCUGCGCCAGGAACGGGACAUGGCAGUGGGUGAUACACUGAAGCAACUCAAUGGUCAGUCGCAGUCGGGCACGGAACUGCUGCGUCUGCGCGAGGAUUGCCGACAACUGCACAAUACACGCGAUUGGGAGCAGUUUACAGAUGGUUUAUCAGAUGAUCGCUGGCAACGCUGGCUGCGUUGUCUGCUGCCGCUGCUGAAGGUGCUCUUCCUGCGCUGCUUUGCCACUCUGGCACUAUCGUUGCCAUACAAUCGCGCCUUCCUCGUGGUCAGCUGGCAUGGUCUCGAGUGCGAUAUGAAUUGCCUGUAUUGGCUGGCAUUCUGCGGCCUGCUUGGCAGCGUCGCUGGCGCCCUGCUCGUGGAUUGGCAGGGUCGACGCAAACUUUGCUCGUUGUCGCUAUUUGUGGCUGGCAUUGUGAUUGUCAUGGUUGGCGGCGUCUUUGAACAUCUGGAGUCGGUCAAGAAGACCUACUAUGACAUCAAUCUGCAGGCAAUUGCACUGCUCAUGCUGCUCUUCGAGGUGAUUGUAACAGCAGGCGUGGCUGUGCCCGCUUUAGUCUACACUGCGGAAGCAUUCAGCGUGGCCCACAAGGCAAGAUGUUUUGGUGCCGUCCUCAUCUGCGAGCAGGCGUUGCACCUGGGACUCAUGGUGGCCGCCUUCGAGCACAGCUUCAGCGAUUCGAUCUUCUUUUUCACAUUUGGUGGCCUGAGCUUUGCCUUUGGACUGCUCGUCUUCAUGCUAAUGCCCGAGACGCGGCAGCUAACACUCUACGAGUGCCUGCUUAAGUUUAAAAAAGUUCCUUAGACCUUAACUGUUAAGCGAGUAGCCAUCUGGUUACUAUCUCUAUGUAUCUAUCCUAAGUUGUAUGCAUUUAUCUCUAAUAGCAAUUAAACUAUCCCUGUAUGUGUGUUAA
Molecule: messenger RNA, 1802 nt
Organism: Drosophila grimshawi
Lineage: Eukaryota; Metazoa; Arthropoda; Insecta; Diptera; Drosophilidae
Product: sugar transporter ERD6-like 17
Exons: 3
Coding region: 254-1693 (479 amino acids)
Biological process (GO): transmembrane transport
Cellular component (GO): membrane
Molecular function (GO): transmembrane transporter activity
Source: RefSeq, a predicted model, not a curated record